This is a messenger RNA of Hippoglossus stenolepis (Pacific halibut), 855 nucleotides long. RefSeq lists its product as uncharacterized. The record is from RefSeq and is a predicted model, not a curated record. NCBI's taxonomy places the organism in Eukaryota, Metazoa, Chordata, Actinopteri, Pleuronectiformes, Pleuronectidae. Bases 463 to 855 code for a protein of 130 amino acids. The transcript has 3 exons.
GUUUACAGUUGGUAGGAACGUGUUUGACACAGUCUUGACAAGCCUUCUUCAAGAGGCGCAUCCAUGUAAUGUAAAGGGAGAGACUCGUUUUGUUAUACAGAUAAAAAGAAAGAUAUUUAAAGGAAAGUAGACGAAAACCUGUGUCUGGUUGAAAAACAGAAGGAAACCCUAUCACAACGGAAAAGGAUCAACUGAACUCUAAACUGAACUCGAAAUUUCAGAGAAGGAGAUUUAAAAGCUGCAGACCAACCUUUAAAAUCCUCUUAGCUUUAUGUCUAAACCAUCUGCAAGAUCUACAACGUCGGCUGGAAGGUUGAAGAAUCGGGAGGAUACGUGGACCACAGAGAGAAACAACACAUACUGAGAACUUGUUCCAGGAAAAAGAAUCCUGAUUCCGAAAAUCCAAACUUCAACCGUUUUUUUUUUGGUUCACGUUCGUAUAAGUGCUCGGUUACAGCCACGAUGUUUCACAGAGCAGCGCCUGCCGUGAUGAUGCUGAUGAUUCUUGGGACCGGAGUGGAGACGGCCCCCACUGAGAGAGAUCCUCUUGCCAAGCUCACUCGCAGAUCAGCUGUACCAGAGAAGUCUUCCGCACUGAAUCUGAGCCACUAUCUGAAACAGUGGCUUGUGAGUACCAAAGCAGCCGCGGUGGACGGGACGACAAAAACCACCACGGGGACUCUCCCUGCCAGCACCCGGGCCGGGAGAUGGAAGAGCAGCCCUGAGGCGGCCGGUCCAGGUAAAACCGCCCACAUGCUGAAGAUGAUCUCAGCCCUGGAGGAGCUGCACCGGACGUUGAACAGCACGCUCAGCUCACGGAUUACCAUCAUCCCUCGAGAGGAUGCAUCUGACUGA